This is a messenger RNA of Tauraco erythrolophus (red-crested turaco), 750 nucleotides long. NCBI's taxonomy places the organism in Eukaryota, Metazoa, Chordata, Aves, Musophagiformes, Musophagidae. The record is from RefSeq and is a predicted model, not a curated record.
AUGCAGCACAAGGUGUUUUGGAGCGUCCUGGAGUACACCUGCCGAUUGCUGGGCAUCUCCACUGCAGCAGUGCUCAUCGGUGUGGGCGUAGAAACUCUGCAGCGAGGACAGUUCAAAAGCCUGGCUUUCUAUCUGCUUUUUUCAGGGGCUGCAGUUACUGUCUGUGAAGGCUUCUUCUUUAUCAGUUUGUUCCUGGAGAUGUGCUUCACAUAUGAGCCUGAUUCCCUGGCACAGGCCUGCUGGAAGCGAGCUAGACGCCCGGGGAGCUUCCAGAAAUUCCUGGGGUACACACUGCUCUCAGUGGCUUGCUUCCUGCACCCUGUCCUCGUCUGGCACGUCACCAUCCCUGGGUCCAUGCUGGUGCUCACAGCCCUGGCCUACUUCUACGUGGACCCUUCUGCUGCCAUGGCAGCCCCAACCAUCGCUGGUGACACUGAGCAGACCUACACCUUCCCUGGGGCCCAGAGGGAGCAGCACCGCUCGCUGCUGGGCCACGUGAAGAGCAUCCUGAAGGGCAGCACGGACAGGAGCCUAGCCCCCCUAGGUCCUGCCCAACCCGCUGCCCUGCCAGCCCCACACAAGCAAGUGCACUUCCAGGAGAAGGUGGUGCAGAUCAUCCCCUCUGUCAGCGAGAGCUUGGAGGAUGUGGAGAGUGAGGCCGAAGAGACCACAUCGGACACAACACCCAUCCUUGCCCCGCCCGAUGCCCCCAUCAUCCUUGCUCCCCUCAGCUCCACGGGCCUCUUUUGA